This is a messenger RNA of Rotaria socialis, 1032 nucleotides long. The record is from the annotation of a GenBank genome assembly. Lineage: Eukaryota; Metazoa; Rotifera; Eurotatoria; Philodinida; Philodinidae.
AUGUCCUCAGAAACAAUAUCUAAUCAAUUAGACAAAUUUAGUCUCACGUCUGCAGUCGUUGGAAUAGGCAAGACACGUGAAGAAUAUUUAAAGUUAUUUUCACGAGCAUGCAUUUCACCAUUCAACGAUCGACCCUAUGUAAUUCCUAUGUCGGGACUUUACGAUACAAUGAAUACGAGUACAAGUUUAAUUUUACUCAAUCAACGUUUCAAAAUGUCACAUUUACGUGAACAAGCAUUAUUUGAAGAACUGGCAUAUCAAUCACGAAAAGAGUUCGAUUACGAAAGUUUAAUUGAACUUGGAAAACCGAAACCAAAACCAAAACAUAGAAAGAAAACUUGUUCACCAAAUAUUUUAAUUGAUCCUUACCGACAUUUUGAAAGAGAUAAUUAUAAUGAAGAAUCGAAUCCAAGAAUGCCAUCACGUAAAUCACGUAGAAAAUCAAAACGAUCGUCGUCUAUUAAUUCUCAAUCAGAAUCUCUUGUAAUAACACAGGAAAACGUUGAUGAAGAAUUUCAAUCGAUGCCAACUGUUAUUGAAUCUCCUGGUCAAAAUUAUCGUAGCGUAGUAGAUAAAGCUAAACAAAUUGAAUUAGAUUUACAGAAAUAUCCAACUAAGCAAUCAUUUAAUGAACGUAUAAAAUCAAGCGGACCUCGCCAUAAAUUACCAUUAACAGAAGAUCAACAAAUAGUCUUAUCAGAUAAAUAUCAAAUUUAUGAUAUGAAAGAUACUAAAAUACGCCGAAGCAAUUCUUAUUCGCAAACUUUGAAUAAUCGUUUGAAAGCAGAUUUCAAUUGCAAACCACAGUUUCGUUUAAAUGAUUGUCACGAAUAUAAUAGAUAUGCAAAAUUUCUCCCAGUGACACGUUCAUUCACUCCCACUUCUGUUGCUAUGAAACCGAUGGAUACUCAAAAGCAUUUGACAAAUAAUACUAUUCGUAAAUCAUUUACGACAAGUAAUAAUAAAACUCCGCUUAUGGCUAUCCAUGGUUACGAACCAAAAUCCAUUUCAACACUACCUCUUCAGAGUUAA